This is a messenger RNA of Chiloscyllium plagiosum (whitespotted bambooshark), 1245 nucleotides long. It is a transcript of the gene nup37, whose product is annotated as nucleoporin 37. The record is from RefSeq and is a predicted model, not a curated record. Lineage: Eukaryota; Metazoa; Chordata; Chondrichthyes; Orectolobiformes; Hemiscylliidae. Gene Ontology annotation, cellular component: nuclear pore outer ring. Gene Ontology annotation, molecular function: protein binding.
CUGUGUCUCAACGUUCCGCCGAGGGUUUCCCCGGCGAGUCUGAGAGUUCCAUCGGGGAUUCCCUCCCAUUUCCCCCGGGGCUCCGCGGCCCGAUCUGGGAGAGAUGAUGGUUAACGAGGCCGGGUCGCGGGGCGCCACGCACACGGUGCCCACCGAGGAGACGGUGCACGUGGUGGAGCUUAACCCUUUCGGGGACGCCGGCGCCGGCAGCCUGAUCGCUUACGGAGGCGACAACUACAUCGUGGUGGGCAGCUGCCGCUUCCAGGAAGAAGAUGCGGAAAUAAGAGGUAUGGAAUUCAAGACACUUCAGACAUUUAAUCGAGGAAUUCGGGUAGAUUCGAUCGCAUGGAGUCCAGAAACUAAGAUGGACACACUGACACAACUGAUCCAGUUUUGUACUGCAGACGCUGACAGAAAGUUGAGGCUGCUAACAUCUGAUCUCAAGGAAGACACCAGGUGGCAGGUAAUAGAAGGUCAUACUGAUUACAUCAACGAUCUAGUAUUUGACCCCAACACUGGGAAACAAAUCGCAAGUGUUAGUGAUGAUCACACAUGCCGUAUCUGGGACCUUGAUGGAAACCAAAAGACGUCAUUUCUCCUGAAUUCUCCAGGAAUGAGCUUGUGUUGGCAUCCUGAGGAGAUGUACAAGCUGAUGGUGGCGCAGAAGAAUGGGAUCAUUCGGUUUUAUGACCUGGUCACUCUGCAGGCCAUCCUGUCUCUGGAUUGUGGGCAGAUGCCAUUGAUGUCAGCAGACUGGUGCCUAGGCAAUACCAUCAAAGUUGGUGCAGUUGCAGGGAAUGAUUGGUUGAUUUGGGAUAUCACUCGCUCCAGUUAUCCUCAAGAGAAGAGACCAUCACACUUGGAUGGAGCACAACAAUUCCGAUGGUCAAAAGCCAACGAGAAUCUUUUUGCGACGACUGGCUAUCCAGGCAAGACGAACAGCCAAUUACUUGUCCAUCAUUUGGGUCAUCCACAGGCCAUUUUGUUUGGCUCGGCGUCUGUGGCUUCAGGACUGAGCUGGCACCGAACACUUCCAUUAUGUGCAAUUGGUGGAGAUCGGAAAGUUUUAUUUUGGAUGACUGAGAUGUAGAAGAAUAUACUUCUGUUUUUUAGCCAGACUGUGAAGUAUUUUCACACUGUGUUCUGGAUUAAUUGAAAUGAGUUGAUGUGAAUAUUAACUCAAUCCAUAGCACUAAAAUACCCAGUCAUCAGCUGGAGAUGAAAAUUAAAGAUUUCUCCAUUGUA